This is a messenger RNA of Entamoeba dispar SAW760, 3513 nucleotides long. RefSeq names its product DNA-directed RNA polymerase II subunit RPB2, putative. Gene Ontology annotation, cellular component: RNA polymerase II, core complex. The record is from RefSeq and is a predicted model, not a curated record. Gene Ontology annotation, biological process: DNA-templated transcription. Bases 1 to 3513 code for a protein of 1170 amino acids. Gene Ontology annotation, molecular function: ribonucleoside binding; DNA binding; DNA-directed RNA polymerase activity. The transcript has a single exon. Lineage: Eukaryota; Evosea; Mastigamoebida; Endamoebidae.
AUGCAAGCAAAUCUUCCCUCACAACAAAUUCAACCUGAUCAGUUUUGGUAUUUAAUUGAUGCUCAUUUUAAAGAAAAUGGUUUAGUAAAACAACAAUUGUCAUCAUAUAAUAAUUUCAUUAAAAAGGUAAGGGAUGUUAUUACAAGUGAUACUACGAAAAUUGAAAUAAGUAAUGCAGAAGUUUUAGGGAUAAGUGCCAAUGAUGAAGAAGAACAUACAAUUGUAUUAACAGAUCCAAUUUUCCAUUUUCCAAAAGUUUCUACUGGUUCUAAGGCAAGUGCUUCUUUAUUCCCUCAUGAAGCUAGAUUAAGAAGUUUAACAUAUGCUUGUCAACUUGAAGUAAAAGCUAAAGACACAAUAAGAAAAAAUGGAACAGAAGAAAUUACAACUGUACCUAAAAUUGAUAUAGCAAGUAUUCCAUCUAUGUUAAAAUCUGAUGUUUGUAGAUUAAAAAGAUGUGUAACACAACCAUCUAUGAUUAGUAAAGAUGAAUGUUCAUUUGAGCAAGGUGGAUAUUUUAUUAUUAAGGGAAGUGAAAAAGUAGUUAUUGCACAAGAAAAAAUGGCACCAAACACAGUUUUAGUUUUUGAAGGGAGUGAUCAAUUAAAAUAUCCAUAUGAAGGAAAUAUUAAUAGUUUAGCAUCUAAUGACGAAGUUAGAACACAUAAAAUUCGAAUGGAUUAUCCAAAAUUAGAUAAAUCAAGACUUAAAAUUAAAGUACCUGUUUUAACUCUUAGUCGUAUGGAUUGUGAUGUUCCAGUUGUAUUACUUUUUGUUGCAUUAGGAUAUGAAAAUGAUCAAAAAAUAGUAGAGGCUAUUUGUUUUGAUGAAAAUGAUAAUGAAAUGUAUAAUAUUGUUACUACUGCUAUUCAAGCAAAUGAAUGUACAACUACAGAAGAUGCAAGAAGAUGGCUUGGAGAACAUUCAAAGAAAACAAAUAAAGAAGGAGUAAUUGAAAUUGUAUCAGAAAAUAUACAAAAGUUACAAAGAGAUGGAACAGAAAAAUUAAAAAAAGAUUUACUUCCACAUAUUGGAACAGAUAAUUUUGAAUCAAAGGCACAAUUUUUAGGAUAUAUGACAAAUCACUUCUUAUCAGUUUAUACAGGAAAAAGAAAUGGAGAUGAUAGAGAUCAUUUAGCAAGAAAAAGAAUGUUAAUGACGGGAGGAUUAAUGAUGGAAUUAUUUAAGAAUUCAUUAAAACGUAUGAUGAAAACAGCAAGGGCUCAAUUACAAAAACAAUUAUCAAGUAAUAAAACAUUAGAAUAUGCUAAACCACUUUCAUUUCCAACAAUUACAUCAGAUUUUACAAAAGCAUUAGGAACAGGAAAUUGGCCACAACCAGGAGGAAAAGAAUCAAGACAUGGGGUAGCACAAGUAUUAAGCAGAUUAACAUUUACAUCAGCAUUGGCAUAUUUAAGAAAAAUUUCAUCACCAGUUGAAGGAAAAAGAAAAACACAAAAACCAAGACAAUUACAUAAUACACAAUGGGGAUAUAUUUGUCCAGCUGAAACACCAGAGGGAGAGUCAUGUGGGUUAGUUAAAAUGUUAUCAUUAAUGGCACAAAUUACUGUUGCUUUACAAGAUGAACAAGUUGAUGAAAUUAAAGAAGCAUUAGACUGUCAAUACGUUUGUAAUAUUAAUGAUUGCACUGGAGAAAAAAUGAAUAAUAUUACUAAAGUCUUUUUAAAUGGAGUAUGGUUAAAAUGUUCUGAACAACCACAAAAAUUAUUAGAAGAAUUAAAGAAUUAUAGAAAGAAUAGUACAAAAGGAAAAGUAAAAAAAGUAAUGUCUAUGGUUCUUGAUCAACUUCAUAAAGAAUUACGUAUUUAUACUGAUGCAGGUAGAUGUACAAGACCAUUAUUUACAGUAAGUAACAAUAAUGGACAUUAUACAUUAAAUUUAAAACAAAGUCAAAUUACAGAGUUAUGUAGUAGAUUAGAUAAUGAAAGUAACGGAACAGAAAAAACAAAGUUUUGGAAUAAUUUCUUAUCAAAAGGAAUUAUUGAAUAUGUAGAUGCUGAUGAAGAAGAAAUGUCUAUGAUUGCUAUGUUCCCAUCAGAUUUAGAUAAUACAGAAGGAGGUUCAAGUAAAAAUUAUACUCAUUGCGAAAUUCAUCCAGCAUUAGUUAUGGGAGUAUUAGGUUCUAUUAUUCCAUUCCCUGAUCAUAAUCAAUCUCCUAGAAAUACAUAUCAAUGUGCUAUGGGUAAACAAGCAAUUGGAGUAUACGCAUCAAAUUAUCAAUUAAGAUUAGAUUCAUUAGGACAUGUCCUUUUUUAUCCACAAAAACCAUUGGUAUCAACAAGAGCAGCUGAAUAUGUCAAAUUUGGACAUAUUCCAGCAGGAAUUAAUGCUAUUGUUGCUGUUUGUUGUUAUUCAGGUUAUAAUCAAGAAGAUAGUGUUAUGAUGAACCAAGGGUCAAUUGAUAGAGGAUUGUUCAGAUCAAUGGCAUUUAAAACAUUUAGUGAAGACGCUAAAAAAUCAGAAACAACGGAAUUAAUGUUCUUUAAACCAAGUGAAAAUAAUUCAGAAAUUACUGAAGACAUUAGUAAAUAUGAAAAAGUUGAUGUUGAUGGUAUUUUAGCACCAGGAACUAAAGUUAAACCGGAUGAUAUUUUGGUUGCUGGAUUUUAUGAAAAUAAAAAUAAAACAUUAAAAGAUUGUUCAUUAAGAUAUAAACCAAGAGAAAAUGGAGUUGUUGAUCAAGUUGUUGUUACAAAUGCACAAUCAGGAACAAAAUAUAUUAGAGUUAAAAUGAGAAGUAUAAGAAUUCCACAAAUUGGAGAUAAAUUCUCUUCAAGACAUGGACAAAAAGGAACAGUUGGUAUGACCUAUAGACAAGAAGAUAUGCCAUUUACUAUUGAAGGAAUUUCACCAGACAUUAUUAUGAAUCCUCAUGCUAUUCCAUCUCGUAUGACAGUUGGACAAUUAGUAGAAUGUUUACUUGGAAAAGUAGGUGCAUUAGUAGGAGAUGUACAAAGUGGUACACCAUUCCAAAAAGAUAUAACAGUUGAUAAAAUUGGAGAAAGACUACAUAAAUUAAAGUAUCAAAGAAGAGGAUAUGAGGCAUUAUUUAGUGGACAUACUGGUAGAAAAUUAGAUAGUCUUGUUUAUAUUGGACCAACAUAUUAUCAACGAUUAAAACAUCUUGUAGAUGAUAAAGUUCAUGGAAGAGCAACUGGACCAUAUGCUACACUAACAAGACAACCACUAGAAGGAAGAUCUAGAGAUGGUGGAUUACGUUUAGGGGAGAUGGAGAGAGAUUGUAUGAUUUCACAUGGUGUUAGUUCUUUAUUAAAAGAAAGAUUAUUCCUUGCAUCUGAUAAGUAUCAAAUUUACGUUUGUGACAAAUGUCAUAUGCCAGCAGUCGCAAACCAUAAAGCAUGUACAUUCCAAUGUUCUUGUUGUAAAGAUAAAACUCAUAUUUCAAAAGUUGAUAUUCCAUAUGCCUGCAAAUUAUUAUUCCAAGAAUUAAUGUCAAUGGCAGUUUGUCCUAGAAUUUAUACUGAAGUUUAA